AUGACUGAUCAAACCCUUGUGGACGACUGCAACCUUGUGUUACUUUCGAAGUAUGAGCUUGUUGAGAAAAGUACUAAUGACGACAUCCCACUUGGCAUUCGUAUUCGUCUCACACUCACCCUAGCCAUUGACAAAUACACUGGAGAACGAAAUUUCAAAGUUGCCAAAAGUAGAAUUAAGCGUUUGGAAGUUUUCAAACAAAUUCACUACCACCAAGAUGUGAAUAAGGUAAAGAAAGGACCUGCCAUUCUCACCACUCUUCAAGGAAAUGUUCUUGAAGGAGAGAUCACACAGAUGGACAGAAAAAGUUUCAGAUUCGCAUUUGUCAAGGAGUCUGAGAGGAACAAUUCAUUCUGGUAUUCGAUGGGUGAUUUUGCGAACAUUAAUUGUCUUUCGAUGUCACAUCAUCAAGCAAGUGAAGUAGAUGACGAGGAAUCACUGGAUGAGUAUCAAAACGACUAUGAAGAGCUCGCACAUGAAAUUGUUGCACUAACAAAAAGAAAGAAACAGAUGGAAAAGGAUGCGAAAAUGAAGAUGGACGCCAUUCAUUCUCAAUUUUUGUCUUGCAUUCAAAAGGUAAUGAUCCAAUUUUACUCAACAAACGCCACCGCUGCUGAAAACCUCAACAAUGAAGACCUUUGCAAAGAAUAUGUCAAGAUGACACAACAAAUCAAGCUUGGUAGGAAAAUUGAGAAGUUCUUUCAACUUCAGAAAACAACUCCUUCAAUGGUUAAAGAGAGCUUGAAUAUUCUAAAACAGUCGUUGAAACAAGGACUUUAUUUUAUUCAGUCGAAAAUUGAACUUGAAUCCAAACAACAAAACUUUGAGCAAGUUGGCAUCCUCGCUAGCUGUGCCACACAGCUGCAAACCGGUAUGGAACGCUUAUCAGAACUGAAUUUGUAA
Molecule: messenger RNA, 903 nt
Organism: Naegleria fowleri
Lineage: Eukaryota; Heterolobosea; Eutetramitea; Acrasida; Naegleriidae
Exons: 2
Coding region: 1-903 (300 amino acids)
Source: RefSeq, a predicted model, not a curated record